Messenger RNA from Closterium sp. Yama58-4, 489 nucleotides. Lineage: Eukaryota; Viridiplantae; Streptophyta; Zygnematophyceae; Desmidiales; Closteriaceae. The record is from the annotation of a GenBank genome assembly.
AUGGCGGCACAUGCGUCAGCUCUUAGCGCGAAUCACUUCGCUGGGCCGUUCGCUCCCGCAAGAGACGUCUCCUCCGAAGCCCAAACCACGAGACUACAACCCCUUACGCGCUGCAAGCCCCCAUUCCCCCUCACAUACACCGGCCUUUCCGCUGGUUUUGGCGCGCGCAAACGUCAUGGCGCACGGGGUCCCCGCGCAAGCUUCACAGAAUCCGCGGAGUUAGCGCGCGCGACGGGGCCGAGCGCGGGGAUUGCCGCGCGCACGGAGUGGGAGCUCAACGUUCGGCGGCGAGCGCCGCUGGCGGAGCGAUACGGCGUGCGCGUGGAACGAGGCGUUUCCGCCGAUAAAAUCGAGGAGCUCGGAGUGGAGCGGUGGCAGCGGUGGUGGUCGCCUGGUCCGUGUGCGUACCGGUGGGACUGGCGGGUGGAGGAGCAUGUGCUCGUGACACGUGGCACUCUCAGAGUCACUCCUGAUGUGAGUAACUCCUGA